AGUUGGUGGGGAGGGGACUGGAGGGAUGAGGAGCAGAGGGAUGGAUCUAAACGUUGCUGGUAUGCAAGGAAGAGGAGGAACCACUGUAGGCAGUGAUGCUGCUGCUGCUGCCACUGGUGCUGCUGAUGCUGCUGCUGCUGCUGGUGCCACUGGUGCUGCUGGUGGUGCUGGUGCCACUGGUGCUGCUGCUGGUGCUGGUGCCACUGGUGGUGCUGGUGCCACUGGUGCUCCUUCUGCUACUGGUGCCGCUGCUGCUGCUACCAUGGGUGGUGAUGACGACAUUUCUGAUGCUGGUGCUGCUGGUGGCGGUGCUGCUGCUAGAGACAGUGCCACUGCCAGUGGUCCUGCUGCUUCUGCUGCUGCUGCUGCUGCUGCUGCUGCUGCUGCUGCUGCUGCUGCUGGUCCAACCACCACUGCUGCAGCAGCAAUGGACGUUCAUACAGAAGGGAGCGAGGGAGUGGGGAGGAGCACGGGGGAGGGGAGGAGCACGGGGGAGGGGAGGAGCACAGGGGAGGGGAGGAGGGUAGGGUCACUAGGGAAAAGAGGAAGGGAGCACCAUAAGGGGGAGCAGGAGGAAGGGGAGGGGGAGGGGGGCAGUCCAACUAGACCAGGUUCUGCAGCAAAGCAUGCAGCAGAUACUAGGGGCCUUACCUUGUGUGGGUAACUAUGCUCGCUUGGGUGGUAAGUAGCCUGGUAGGCUAGUGCAGGAGGUAUUAGAGGGCCUUGCUUGGCUGGUGAGGUGAGGUCGCGUGUUACAAGGGGAGUGCAGCGUUGAGGGGGUGCAAUAGAGUCUGAAAAUGGGGUAUCCCUCUGGUAUAUGUAUGCAAUGAUGGCGCAUUUUAAUUCCACGAAUGAAGGCACUUGUGAACUGCUUUCCUUGUAGAUUUGAGACGUGUCACGUCUGUCUCCGUAUUGGCUACGGACUUCCAUAUGCUUGUGGACUAUGUGAGUUCCUGCACUUCUUACCAGUUGUGCAUGACCUUGUGCAGUGCAGAAUUAACGCAAGUUGGUUCUAGGCGGUUCAAUUUGGUGUGUUUGGUAGGGGACUGUAGGAACACACUGUCGUGGCAUUGGGAUAGCCCUGU
This is a messenger RNA of Closterium sp. NIES-67, 1085 nucleotides long. The record is from the annotation of a GenBank genome assembly. Lineage: Eukaryota; Viridiplantae; Streptophyta; Zygnematophyceae; Desmidiales; Closteriaceae.